AUGGUGGUGAGAUUGGGAAGCUUCGUUCAUGAAUUUGCCAUCAAGGACCUUGGCCAGCUCAACUACUUUUUGGGAGUUGAAGUGCAUAACACAGAUUUUGGGCUCGUCCUUUGUCAAUCCAAGUACGCCUGUGAGUUACUUACUAAAGCUCAAAUGGUUCGAUGCAAGCCAAUAUCCCCUCCCAUGGCAAUCAAUGUCCGACUAGAUAUUGCUUAUGCUGUUAAUUAUGUACGUGGCCCAAUUUAUGCAUUGUCCCACAUUGGGCACUAUCAAGCUGUUAAACGCAUCAUUCGUUAUGUGGGUGCGACCAUGCGCAUACUCCGCCACAGUUCUUUGGAUCUAUAUGCCUUUUCUGAUGCUGAUUGGGCAGGUUGUUUUAUUACACGAAGGUCCACAACUGGUUUUGUACGUUUUUAG
This is a messenger RNA of Rhododendron vialii, 417 nucleotides long. RefSeq lists its product as uncharacterized. Bases 1 to 417 code for a protein of 138 amino acids. Lineage: Eukaryota; Viridiplantae; Streptophyta; Magnoliopsida; Ericales; Ericaceae. The transcript is spliced from 3 exons. The record is from RefSeq and is a predicted model, not a curated record.